CAAAUGUCGCAGAACAGGAAGGUCACUUUGGGAACACACAAAAUCUCUAAUGGCGCUUCUUUCAUGCAAAUUCUUACCUUCUUUAUUUUCUUUUAAAUUUUUUAUUGGGGAGCAGCGACUUGUCAUUUUGUAUUCUGUGGAGAGUAUUAACUGUAUUACCAGUUUUAUUUAUUUUUUUUCUUUUUCGUACUGUUCAAUGCCAAUUGAUGCAGCAGUUCAAAGCACAAGGCUCAAGCCUGUCUACUGUGUUCCUUCCUUCCUUCCUUCCGUCAGAUUCUUUGCUCUCUGUUUGGUUCUUGGAAUCUCAUUCAAAAGUGUUUGAUUCCUUCUCACUGGCACUCCCGCACUUCUGGUUCCGAGUUUCAAUUCCAUGUGGCCAACCUUCCAGAACACUUUAACUGCUUCAACUUUUUUUAUCUCCCGGAUUAACCGCCGGGUUUGCUGAAAGCAAAGGAAAGAGAAACGUUUGCUGCAUUUGGCCAAGAGGCUGUUUUGCUCGCAGUAGGAAUUUAUCAACGAUACCGGAUCAGGGGUUACACAGAAAACCACAGUGACUUUAGGUCUGUGAAUGGAUGGGAUUAUCAAUAAGGAAUAAGCAAUCAAAGCAAAACGCGAGAGAGAGGAGAUGAGGGAGGAAUCAACAGGACUGAUCAUUGGGAUUUCAAUAGGCGUUGUUAUUGGUGUCGUUUUGGCUAUUUCUGCACUUUUCUGUGUCAGAUACCAUAGUAAGCGCUCGCAGAUUGGGAAUAGCAGUUCAAGGAGGGCGGCCACGAUACCCAUCCGUACAAAUGGUGCUGAUUCUUGUACCAUGUUAUCAGACUCAACCUUAGGCCCAGAAUCUCCUGUUAAGUCUGGACGUAGUGGCAUGUCCUUCUGGUUUGAUGGCUUUAAGAGAAGCAACGUCGUUUCAGCUUCUGGAAUACCCGAGUAUCCUUACAAGGAUUUGCAGAAGGCCACAGGUAACUUUACAACUCUCAUAGGACAAGGUGCAUUUGGUCCUGUAUAUAAAGCUCAAAUGUCUACCGGCGAGACAGUUGCAGUUAAAGUUCUUGCAACUAAUUCUAAGCAAGGAGAGAGAGAAUUUCAUACAGAGGUAAUGUUGCUGGGAAGGCUGCACCAUAGAAACCUGGUUAAUUUGGUUGGAUAUUGCGCAGAGAAGGGACAGCAUAUGCUUGUAUAUGUCUAUAUGAGCAAAGGCAGCUUGGCUUCCCACUUGUACAGUAAAGAGAAGGGAGAAAUGAGCUGGGAUUUGAGGGUUCACAUAGCUCUAGAUAUAGCGAGAGGCUUGGAGUAUCUUCAUGAUGGGGCAGUUCCUCCGGUAAUCCAUCGAGAUAUCAAGUCUUCUAACAUUUUGCUAGACCAGUCCAUGAGAGCCAGGGUUGCUGAUUUUGGACUCUCAAGAGAAGAGAAGGUGGACAAACAUGCAGCCAUCCGAGGUACCUUUGGGUAUCUAGACCCUGAGUACAUCUCCUCGGGAACAUUCACCAAGAAAAGUGAUGUGUACAGCUAUGGAGUGUUGCUUUUUGAACUUAUAGCAGGCAGAAAUCCUCAACAAGGUCUAAUGGAGCUAGUCGAGCUGGCAGCGAUGAACAGCGAGGGGAAAAUGGGGUGGGAGGAGAUAGUGGAGUCAGGAUUAGAAAGUGAAUAUGACGUGCAGGAGCUGAAUGAAGUGGCAGGGCUUGCAUACAAAUGCAUAAAUCGUGCCCCAAGGAAGCGACCAUCCAUGAGAGACGUCGUGCAAGUGCUCACAAGAAUCCUUAAAACAAGGCAGAGUAAAAACCGUCACAGGAAGGGAUUGUCUUUGUCUACUACCGCAGAUGAAGUCUCCAUUGAUGUGGAUCACCCUGAAGCUAGGAUUCACCGCAGAGAUGAAUCUAUGGAUAGUGCACCUGACACCUAUGAUGUGUAGAAUAACAAUGCUCUUAACUUCUUUUCUGGGUUACUUUUUUUUUUUUUUUUUUACUUUUCAAUUUUGGGUUUUGCUGUCAUAUAUAUGUGGUCCUCCUAGGCGAGUCGAGUUUAAUUUUGGGUUUUAUGGCAAACCUGUUUAUGCCCUGCAUUCUCAACUGUAAUUUUCUUUUUGUAACAUGUUCCUUUUUUGUGAAUUUUGUUCAUUUUACCUCUUUGGGUUGUUUUGGAAAUAUUACGCUCUUAAAAUAUUACCUCA
Prosopis cineraria is the source of this 2167-nucleotide messenger RNA. Its product is annotated as calcium/calmodulin-regulated receptor-like kinase 1. The transcript is spliced from 10 exons. Lineage: Eukaryota; Viridiplantae; Streptophyta; Magnoliopsida; Fabales; Fabaceae. The coding region runs from base 626 to 1909 and encodes 427 amino acids. Gene Ontology annotation, biological process: protein phosphorylation. Gene Ontology annotation, molecular function: ATP binding; protein kinase activity. The record is from RefSeq and is a predicted model, not a curated record.